AAAAAGCCAAAAAGUCACCCUAAAAACCUAUAUACACUAGCUGCACGUGAAAGCUGCCAGCUGUAGUGUAAAAUGACCGUUUUGCCCCUCUUUCAUUUUGUUUAUCUCGUUUUCACCCUUGCCUUUAUGUCAAACAUUGAUGGGGAUAUUAGCAGACCUACUCUCCCACAGGGUGUAGUAGCUACGGUUGUGUAGCUACAUCAAACGGUGAAGAUGAAGAUGACCCUUCGUUCAAGGCUGGAUCAUAGUAGAAACUCUGAUCUGAAGAGAAAGAGGAACCAAGAGACGACGAUAGUCCGCCAAGGCAAACGGAAAAGCAGUCCCUCCUCCGACGAUCCCCCCAACUGCAGUCGCAUGGCUUCAACUCGAUCCGGCUCUCGUACCCCUUCCGGGAAAGGGAAUGGCCCAAAACCUUAUCACAAAGCCAAUUGGGACUGGGAGGACACACGUAUCUACUUGGAACUUGUUGUCAAGGAAAUAGACGCAGGUAACAGGCCGCACAUGUCAAUAAAUCCGAAUGGGUACCGGUCUUUGGCUAAGACUUUUGAGGCAACAACUGGGUUGACACAUAGCAUGAAACAACUGAAAAAUAGGUACAACCAACUAAAGGCAGAGUGGCGUGCAUGGUCGAAGCUAAUGGAUAGCAGCAAAGGCCCCACUGGAAUUGGGUUCGACCAAGAGACUGGCUUGAUCAAUGCGUCGGAUGAAUGGUGGGCUACAAUGGAGAAGGUAACGACUUGAACUCAUGUUUACAUAAUUUUGUGUUUCAUAAUGUCGUUGAAAUUGAAUCUGCUGCAAUACAAGUAUUCAUAGAGACAUGUUGAAUUCAAAUACAUUUGAUUAUACGUCUCAAGUAGGCAUACCAAACAAGACUAUUUACAUCUGAAGUGCUAAACUGCAUAAUUUCAGGAACCUCGUACCAGAUAUAUGUACAGUUCAAUGUUGAUUGAGGGAAUAUAAUGAUGCUCACUUUGUGGUUACACCAGUUUUGGCAUGACAUGUCAUGUGUUUUUUGUAAAACCUUUGUUUGAUCUUCUUGAAAACUUUCCUCAGUAUCUCAGUAAUGUGGAAAUGUAUAAUUGUCAAGAGUUGAUUUCACUUUUUACUUUGUCGUUGCCUAGACCGUCUCAGAUUUCUACCUUAAUUUUUCUUUCACAAUUGGAUCUAUCAUCACGUGUUUUUUUGUUUCACUGUUUUCCCCAUUUUCUGUCAUUGAUGUAAUGAACUCCAGCAAUGUGUAAUGAAUGAUGACAAGAUAUGCUUCUAUUUUUAGAAGCCUAUACUGUAAGAUCCUGGGAAUUACAAUUUCACUUCGCUAUCAUAUAAUAAUC
Messenger RNA from Camellia sinensis, 1331 nucleotides. Lineage: Eukaryota; Viridiplantae; Streptophyta; Magnoliopsida; Ericales; Theaceae. The record is from RefSeq and is a predicted model, not a curated record.